AUGAUAGUUUUGUUCACAGGGCUGUUUUUACCCUCUCCAUGCCUCCCUCAGUACCACUUUGUGAACAUGGGCAAGAACUGGAAUGAAGCACAGAGAUACUGCAGAAAUAAGUACACUGACCUGGCCACCAUAGACAACAUGGAGGAUAUGAACAGACUGAUCAACACUGUAGACAGUGGUUAUAAUGGAUCAGCCUGGAUAGGGUUGUACAAUGGUGUUAACAGCUGGAGGUGGUCUCUAGAAGAUAUGGACUACUAUGGUGAGGGAGAGACUGAGUUUAGGAACUGGGACAGUUCAGAUGGUAAAUACACUGAUCAGCACUGUGUAGUGACAGGAGAGUAUGGGACGUGGUGGGAUCUCAUUUGCAACCAAAAUCACCACUCGGUCUGCUACAACGGAAUGACAACCAUCAUUUCUGAGAGGUUCAUCUUGUCAAAUGAAGCCAUGACAUGGGAUGAAGGGCAGAGCUACUGCAGACAUCACUACACAGACUUGGCCAGUGUGAGGAACCUGGCUGAGAGCAAGAAGAUAGGGAACAUGGUACCGAAGGGAAACUGGGCGUGGAUCGGCCUGUUCAGAGACUGGAGCUGGUCGGACCAGAGUAACUCUUCAUUCAGAUACUGGCGAUCAGGAGCACCCAAUAAUCGCUACGGGAACUGUGUGUCGAUGUUCGAUAAAUCAGGCAAAUGGGCAGACUACACAUGUGAGACGAAACUUCCCUUCUGUUGCUACGGUGCUCCCGCAGUGAAGAAGACUCAGCAGGUGGUGCGAGUGAAGCUGACCCCAAAAGACCAGAACAUGGACCUGAGUGAUUCUGCCAUUCAGGAGGCCACCUUGCAGCAGAUAAAGAAGGAAUUGACUGAGAAGGGGAUGUCUGAUGUCAAACUGAGAUGGAAGGAGCAGACCGAUGGAAAGAUCUUUCACAAGGAAGAAAAGGAGAAGAAGUAA
This is a messenger RNA of Salvelinus fontinalis (brook trout), 948 nucleotides long. RefSeq names its product lymphocyte antigen 75-like. Bases 1 to 948 code for a protein of 315 amino acids. Lineage: Eukaryota; Metazoa; Chordata; Actinopteri; Salmoniformes; Salmonidae. The record is from RefSeq and is a predicted model, not a curated record. The transcript has 4 exons.